Babesia sp. Xinjiang is the source of this 1662-nucleotide messenger RNA. RefSeq lists its product as uncharacterized. The transcript has 5 exons. The record is from RefSeq and is a predicted model, not a curated record. Bases 1 to 1662 code for a protein of 553 amino acids. Gene Ontology annotation, cellular component: mitochondrial large ribosomal subunit. Lineage: Eukaryota; Apicomplexa; Aconoidasida; Piroplasmida; Babesiidae. Gene Ontology annotation, molecular function: structural constituent of ribosome.
AUGAAGUCAGUUGACCUUGAAGCUAAAUAUGGUAAAAAGCGUGCAAAGAAGAUGUUAAAAAUGGAAGAACUUAAGCAACAUGGGAAGGUGGAAUGGAACCCACGUGAUAGAGUUGGCGAUACGAAUAUAAAGGAGUUGGAUGCAGACGAUAUAGAUAUUAAGUUUAGACCUCGUAUAGAAAAAUUGCACUUUCUCAACAAAUCCAUAUAUGAUAUGACUGAGGAUGAAUUUUAUGGAUCAUUUUUCCGUGACCGGGAACGUCAAUAUGAUGGCAAGGAGAAGAAGCUGCACCAGCUUGAAACGCAAAUCCUCAAAGAACAACAGGCUGCGCUAUCAGCUGCGCCUAGAACACGUAUCGCACCCAGACAUUACUGGGUUGAUGCUAUCAGUCCUAACGUUUGUGUGAGGACGUUAUUACGAUUCUUGCAGAUAGUUUCUAAGGUUCAGCUAAGUCCAACUCAACAUGUGAGGAGACUAGUCGACCAUAUCCAUCGUCGUCGUGCUGAGAUGAAACCUAAGCAUUAUGUGUUUUUGUUCCAGGCAUUGGGAAGGCUGCGCUUACGUGACCAGCGUCUGUAUGACGACCUUUACGAGAUGCUAUUAUGUUGGUCAGUAUUGCGUAAUAACUUUCUCAUAAAGGCCGCCAACGCCCUUGCUAAGCUUGGGGUAUGUGAUUCGCUGUUAUUGCAACCGUUGCGCCAAGUCCUUGCUAAGAGGAUCGAUGUAUUUUCGGCAACAGAUUGUCUGCGUAUUAAGGCUAUAACGGUGUUAGAUUUGUUUGAUGAUGUUAUGGUAAUUGAUUUCCUCUCUCGAUGCGAAUUUUACAAACAACAUUUCCGGCACUAUUCACGCAAUCUGGAACUUAUAGAGUUGUAUAUCCGUCUACAGAAAAGCGACUUGUAUGACAAGCUGGAUGACACUAUUAAACAAUUCCUGAUCGAUACCCGUGAGCAGUCGCUCUCUAAGAAAUUGGCGGAAAAUGAUACAUCAGACACGGGUUGCUACAGGGUAAAUGAGGAUGACAACGUACCAAAGUCGCACGUAUUCCACUGUUCGUAUCACGAGGAUGUCAGCAGGAUUCUUACGCUGAUGAAUGUCGAUCAUCGUAAUUACGUGAUUGCAGGCCCAUUUAUUCUAGAUGUGUAUGAACCGAAGUCCAAUACCGUUAUUGAGAUUAAUAGCGAGUAUCAGUACUAUCACGGUACUACACAUCUUACAGCUACAGCUCGGAGAUUGAUGUUUUUAAUAAAACGUUUUGCGGCGCUCUAUGUGCCCAGUAGAUCGCUGCAAACAAGCGCGUGUCUUCUAGCGCCGAAACAGAAGGGCAAGAAGGAUGCGGGUAGUUCGCAGAGAGUAACGGCUGCGGCGCCAGAUACCGCAGCGGAUGAACAUUUGUUCAACAUCUAUGCUGGAAUACCGGAGGACCAUACAAUCUUGCCAGAUGAAGCCUACCCUAAAUGGUUAUGGGACCUCGAUAAGCCAGACAAGACUUACGGCGAGCUAAUGAAAAUGUUUGUAUAUGGUCAUGAUAUAGAGACGGCGCGUAUGUGUGAUUACAAGCGUUUCAGACGAUUACACAACCGAGCGUUGAUAAAAUUGAACAAUCUUCGUUUGCAGAAGCAGCGGAAGUUCCAGAUAAAGGGUUAUCUCUGGGACAACUGA